UAAUUCGGCGCGCGUGUCAUAAGGAGUCCUCACGAGUUUGUUCUCUCCCGAACUGAGUUUACACGCAGCGGGUUUUGUCCAUAGUCUCAGAAACGCUUCGCAGGUUCAUCUCCCGAGUCGUGUGCUUCUCCAACAUGGGUAAAAGAAACAGGAACAGACAAAACUUUAAAGAUGGGCGACCGGAAGGAAAGAGGAGCAGAGAUGAUGCUGGUUGGGGCGCAGGCUACGCCGAAAUCGUCAAGGAGAACAAGCUGUUUGAGCAGUACUACCGUGAGCUGAAGAUCGUUCCCGACGGAGAGUUUGAGGAGUUUAUGGAGGCUAUGAGAGAGCCACUGCCUGCCACCAUCCGCAUCACCGGCUACAAAAGUCAUGCCAAAGAGAUCCUACAUACCCUGAAAGAGAAAUACUUCAAAGAAAUCCAGGACCUGGAGAUCGAUGGACAGAAGAUUGAAGCCCCUCAGGCUCUAAGCUGGUACCCCGAUGAACUGGCUUGGCACACCAACAUGAGCCGGAAGAUCUUGCGCAAGUCUCCGCUUCUGGAGAAGUUCCACCAGUUUUUAGUGAGCGAGACCGAAUCCGGAAAUAUCAGCCGGCAGGAGGCGGUCAGUAUGAUUCCUCCUCUGCUGCUGAAAAUCGAACCUCAUCACAAGAUUUUGGAUAUGUGUGCUGCUCCAGGGUCAAAGACCGCUCAGCUUAUAGAGAUGCUCCAUUCUGAUAUGGAUGUGCCCUUUCCUGAGGGCUUUGUAAUCGCUAACGAUGUGGAUAAUAAGCGCUGUUACCUGCUGGUGCACCAGGCUAAGAGGCUGAACAGUCCGUGUAUCAUGGUGGUGAACCACGAUGCCUCCUGCAUCCCACGUCUGCAAGUGGAGAGCAGUGGAAAGAAGGACAUCCUGUUUUAUGACCGAGUCCUGUGCGAUGUCCCCUGCAGCGGAGACGGAACGAUGCGGAAGAACAUCGACGUAUGGAAGAAGUGGACGACCAGCAACAGCCUCCAGCUCCACGGCCUGCAGUUUAGGAUUGCGGUACGUGGCGUGGAGCAGCUGGCUGUAGGUGGGCGGAUGGUUUACUCCACCUGCUCUCUGAACCCCAUCGAGGAUGAAGCGGUGAUCGCCUCCCUGCUGGAGAGGAGUGAAGGUGCCCUCGAGCUGGCUGAUGCCUCUGCUGACCUGCCUGGUCUAAAGUACAUGCCUGGUAUCACAUCCUGGAAGGUGAUGACCAAAGAGGGUCAGUGGUACUCCGAUUGGUCCGAAGUUCCCACGAGUCGUCACACACAGAUCAGACCCUCCAUGUUCCCUCCUACUGACCCCGACAAACUGAAGAGCAUGCAGCUGGAGAGAUGCAUGAGGAUCCUGCCACAUCACCAGAACACCGGUGGCUUCUUCGUGGCCGUGCUGGUGAAGAAGGCGCCCAUGCCGUGGAACCGCCGCUAUCCAAAACUUCGGAAUAAAGAGGCCACCAGUGAGGACGCUCAGGCUGAGGAGGGAGAGGCGGAGGUGGCGGCGGUGGCGGCGGCGGUGGCGGCGGCCGAGGGAGACGCCGUUCUGGAAAACGCUCCAGAGGUGGAAUCCAAGAAAGACGGAGUGUGUGGCCCCCCGCCUUCAAAGAAGAUGAAGCUCUUCGGCUUCAAAGAAGACCCCUUUGUGUUUCUGACGGAAGACGACCCGGUCUUCCAUCCCAUCCAAACAUUCUACAACCUCUCUCCAGACUUCCCCAAGCUGAACGUCUUGACCAGGACGCACGAGGGAAAGAAAAGACACCUGUACAUGGUGUCCAAGGAGCUCCGCAACGUCCUGCUCAACAACAGCGAGAGAAUGAAAGUGAUCAACACGGGAGUGAAAGUGUGGUCGAGGAAUAAUGACGGAGAACAGUUCGGCUGCGCCUUCAGACUGGCCCAGGAGGGUAUCUACACUCUGUGUCCUUACAUCAGGGCACGUGUCAUCACGGUUAGCAUGGAGGACGUGAAGGUUCUUUUAACCGAGGAGAAUCCUUUCCUCAGCAGGCUGGGGGACGACUCUCACGCCCAGGCCAAGAAGCUCGAAAUGGGCAGCGUCGUUCUAAGAUACCAACCCGAUCCAAAUGAUCCCAGCGCCCCUCAGUGCACCAUAGAUCUGUGUGGUUGGAGAGGAAAGACCUCCAUCAGGGCUUUCGUGGCCCGAAACGAGCGUUUGCACUACCUGCGCAUGGUGGGCGUGGAGGUCUUUCGAAACAAGCAGGGCAAAAAGGAAGGCGGUGCAGCAGAAGCUCAGGAAGGAGGUGCAGCAGAAGCUCAGGAAGAAGGUGCAGUAGAGGAGGCGGCGACAGGACAAGAAGAAGUACAAGAGGACGGAGGGAUGCAGAAAGAGAACUUGGACACAGAACAGAACGCAUCCUCAGAACCCAAAAGUAACGGCGCGGAGGAAGCUUGCAGCACUUGAGACUGGGAAUUCUUGAGUCAGACUGAACCAAACUGGAAGACUGUGGGGGUACUCUCCAAUAAACAUGGAUCGGGCCAUGAUUUAGCUAAGCAGCAAGUCUCUGUAGAAUUGAUAUACUGAAGUUUGGUUCUGUGUUUUUAUUUUUAUUUUUUGCAAGUAUUUAAUGGUUCUGUUUUAUUUUAAGAUCUUUUGCGCAUCUAACUGGAUUGUUGAGAUUUGUCUCUGCCAGUAGCUAAAUGUCAAACAACGAGCCAACUGGGCCCUAUGACCUAGUGUUUUUAUUUCAUUUUGAAAGUACCCCGGAAUACAUUUCAUUUAACACCUGUGUAAGUGUUCGAUAGAAUGUAAAUACAACUUUUAUUAAAAGCUUGAAAAGGAAUUGCCUUUUGUUUCAGUGACUGAGCUCGUAUCUGCACCCCAACGCUGAUAUUUCCUACAUAAGCACUUUUCUUUUUAAUCACCGUCUCGAAUAUCUUUCCAGCGUGAUUCAGAAACGCCGCUUGCCGCUUGCUUAAUUUGGCUGCCGUUUAGCUUGGCAUGGCAAUCCUUCCCCAGCGCCGUGACCAUAGUAACAAACUCCUCGGUGUGCCGAUCUAUUCUGUGUUCAACAAGCCAAAUCACAACAGCAGAGAGUGGGACAAAGACGAGACAGCGGCAGACCGGCCUGGAAGCCCACAUAUGCUCUGUCGAGUCACGAAGGGGUUAUGUAGGUGUCAUGUAGCUUCAGGAACACCAUAUUUUCUGUCUGUCUGUCUAUCUCUUUUUCUCUGUCUGACUGUGUGUCUCUCUCUCUGUCUGUCUGUGUGUGUGUGUGUGUGUGUGUGUGUGUGUGUUGAAGAUGGUGAAGAAGGUGUGAUAAUUAGAUGAUAAGGGUUGUCUGGUUGUUUCUCUAAAUAGACAACCGAAGAAAAAAAAAAAAAAAAAAAACAGGCAUGAGUGUAAUUUCUUUUUCUUCUGCUGUGGCAACGGUGCUAAUUAAAAUCUCUCUUCAGUCCAUCUUGCCGCCUUUUCAUGAAAUGUCAUUCUGGUUUCCUCUCCCUGCUGUCUACACCCUCGCUUUCCUUUACCCUUUCUGAAGACUAAGAUGUGGGCAGAAUGAUGGCAGAAACACAACAUAUUAUUCAUCAGUGAAAAGUCUCGCCCCCCCUAUACACUAUGUCUAAGAAUUUUUGUUUCCUUUAAUAAACAUUAUGCACGUUUUAUCACGGUUCUUAUUUCUGGUACAUAAUAAUAAUAAUAAUAAAAAUAAAAUAUGAAGGAGACAUAAGCCGGUCAUCAAAUUGAUGGAACAUAUAGUCUGGACAUUUUCCUCCUCCCUGGCUUUGUGCACUAGACUGUGCUAAGUUAGGCUAAGCCUGUUGGACAUGAAUACUCAGUUAGGGAUUAUAUAAUAAAAAGGUUACGCAAUGAGCGCAAGCAGAAACAGAACGUCUGCUAGGGAUGAUGUAGGGUUUCAUGGGGAUUAGAUUGCUUCUGUCUCUCUGGCCUGGGAUUUAGAAGGGAUGUCCAUUCAAAAUCUCUCUCUCUCUCUCUCAGUAUAAUAUUUAAUCUUACUGAGAUCAGGAACAGCCUCAAAUGCACUUUUG
Ictalurus furcatus (blue catfish) is the source of this 4000-nucleotide messenger RNA. It is a transcript of the gene nsun2, whose product is annotated as NOP2/Sun RNA methyltransferase 2. Gene Ontology annotation, cellular component: nucleus; cytoplasm. The transcript is spliced from 19 exons. The record is from RefSeq and is a predicted model, not a curated record. The coding region runs from base 135 to 2414 and encodes 759 amino acids. Gene Ontology annotation, biological process: tRNA methylation. Gene Ontology annotation, molecular function: tRNA binding; tRNA (cytidine-N5)-methyltransferase activity. NCBI's taxonomy places the organism in Eukaryota, Metazoa, Chordata, Actinopteri, Siluriformes, Ictaluridae.